AUGCUGAAAGCAGGAAACACGUUGAAGAUACUCUCAAAACAGAGUAACAAUGUACGAUUACUGGCCACUGCCGUUGGUUAUAAGCAGGCAUUAGUUAACAUACCUCCGACUAGGCUGACAGUCCUAGAUAAUGGAAUCCGUGUCGCCUCUGAAGAUUCUGGCAGCCCCACGGCGACUGUAGGCCUCUGGAUUGAUGCAGGGUCAAGGUAUGAAACGUCGAAGAAUAAUGGUGUAGCUCAUUUCCUUGAACACAUGGCCUUUAAAGGUACUAGUAAAAGAUCACAGACUGAUUUAGAGCUGCUCGUUGAGAACAUGGGAGCACACUUAAAUGCCUAUACUUCCCGGGAACAGACUGUGUUCUAUGCUAAAUGUCUGGCAAAUGAUGUACCAAUUGCGGUUGAAAUUCUUGCUGAUAUCAUCCAGAACUCCUCACUCGCUGAACCCGAAAUCGAACGAGAGCGCGGCGUUAUCCUGCGCGAAAUGCAAGAUGUAGAAAGCAACUUACAAGAAGUUGUGUUUGAUCAUCUCCAUGCCACAGCCUUCCAAGGUACUCCUUUAGGUCAGACUAUUCUUGGACCUUCCAAGAACAUUAAGAAAAUUUCUAAGGCUGAUCUUCAACAAUACAUCAAGACGCAUUAUCAACCUACCCGUAUAAUUCUCUCUGGUGCUGGUGGAGUUGAACAUGAAAGACUUGUAGAUCUAGCCUCUAAGCAUUUCAGUGGAUUGAAAAAUACUGCUUUAGAUAUUCCAGAAUUAGCCCCAUGUAGAUAUACUGGAUCUGAAAUCAGGGUCCGUGAUGACUCAAUGCCACUUGCACAUGUAGCAAUCGCUGUGGAAGGAGCCGGUUGGACCGAAGCUGACAACAUUCCUCUCAUGGUGGCCAAUACUCUUGUUGGAGCUUGGGAUCGUUCACAAGGCGGCGGUCUCAAUAAUGCUUCUUAUUUGGCUCGUGCAGCAUCAUGUGAAAAUCUUUGUCACAGUUUCCAAUCAUUUAACACAUGUUACAAAGAUACUGGCCUGUGGGGUAUUUACUUUGUAGGGGAACCUUUACAACUGGAAGAUAUGUUAUACAACAUUCAAAAGGAAUGGAUGAAGCUUUGUACGUCAGUUACUGAAGGGGAAGUUGAGAGAGCUAAGAAUCUGCUCAAAACCAAUAUGCUCCUUCAGCUGGAUGGCACCACACCUGUGUGUGAAGAUAUUGGACGUCAAAUGCUUUGCUACAACCGUCGCAUUCCAGUUCACGAACUCGAUGCUCGUAUUGAAGCAGUCACUACACAGAAUGUCCGUGAUGUCUGUAGCAAAUAUCUGUAUGACCGUUGCCCAGCUGUUGCUGCAGUUGGACCUACUGAAGCAUUACCAGAUUACACCAGGAUUCGCGCUGGAAUGUAUUGGCUUAGAGCA
Messenger RNA from Iphiclides podalirius (scarce swallowtail), 1401 nucleotides. The record is from the annotation of a GenBank genome assembly. Lineage: Eukaryota; Metazoa; Arthropoda; Insecta; Lepidoptera; Papilionidae.